This is a messenger RNA of Ilex paraguariensis (yerba mate), 162 nucleotides long. The record is from the annotation of a GenBank genome assembly. Lineage: Eukaryota; Viridiplantae; Streptophyta; Magnoliopsida; Aquifoliales; Aquifoliaceae.
AGUGAGACUCGCACAAGUUACAUGUUUACUCCAAUGGAGGUAAAGGCCGAGGAAGAGGAAAUGGAGUCUAAGACACCACCUCUUGUCUCUGAGGCUGGGCCAUCGAGGAGUCCACCACAACCUAUACGUACACAAGCUAGCACUCCAAGCUUCAAACGUUGA